This is a messenger RNA of Haliotis rufescens (red abalone), 5219 nucleotides long. RefSeq lists its product as uncharacterized. The record is from RefSeq and is a predicted model, not a curated record. The transcript is spliced from 24 exons. Gene Ontology annotation, molecular function: protein binding; RNA binding; RNA nuclease activity. Bases 110 to 2971 code for a protein of 953 amino acids. Gene Ontology annotation, biological process: RNA processing. NCBI's taxonomy places the organism in Eukaryota, Metazoa, Mollusca, Gastropoda, Lepetellida, Haliotidae.
CAGAAAUGUGAACUUCCGUUGACUUGCUUCCGCUUUUGUGGCAGUCACGGUUGAGGGCUGUAUCUACUAAGUUUUGUGUGAUGAAUUAAUUCGAUCUUUAACAACUAAGAUGUCUACAGUAGCUGACAUGCUUGGGCAACUAAAGACGGCUGUCGAUUCCAACCGCACUGACGUUAUUUGCACUAUCAUAUCAACGUGGAAGAAAAGUCCAUCUGAUGAGGACUUGCUGCAGCACGUACUGAAUGAGCCUCAGUUGGAUUGUGGCACCUUACUUCACUAUGCUACUAAGGCGAGUAAAGCUGACAUCGUCCGUGCCCUGCUGUCUAAUGGAGCGGACCCAGGUGUACAGAACAGUGAAGGCAAACUACCACUGGACCUUGCCAAUGACCAGAUAAAGUGGGUGUAUAAUGAGGAGCUGCUACAGUCAACAGCUCAGUCAAACCUGGGGAGAGUGUGUCAGCUGUUGGCUGGAGGUGUGGACGUGAACUUGAGGGACACUCCUGCCACACAGAACACGCCGCUGCACUGGGGCGUCACAUACAGCACCGUCGACAUGGUCCAGUGUCUUGCAACUCGUGGUGCUAACCCGAAUUCUGUAAAUGCGGAAGGCCGCUCCCCUCUCCAUGAAGCAGUGAAGAGAGGUGACAUAUCAAUCAUCUCGGUGCUACUCAGCUAUGGGGCUGACCCGUCCCUCACAGUCAAAGCAGGCCCUGACACAGGGAAGACUGCUUUUGAUUUGGCCUCAGGGCUGGAGAAAGUCGAACAGCUGAUGAAGACCCCACCCAGAAAACGUACCCUGUCAUCUGAGGCGGCUCAACACGAGCUCAACAACCAUACAGAGAAGAGUCCGCUGUCCAGAUUAGACAGUUCUGUGUCAGUGGAGAGUGGUGUGGGUGCUGGAGACGCGGGUAUGGUCAACGGCACUGCAGCCAAUGGAGUGGAGUCCACCGGUCCACAGCUUGCUUCCCCAUCAUUUAAGAAUCUACAGAUUCCUAUCAUUUCUCCAUUACAAAUCAAGUACAAUAUGCCGAAGCCCCAUGUGUAUGAUGACCUGAUGAUGUCGCCGCUCCGAGCUGUGGUGACGGAGGAGAAGCUGAACCUGCUGUGGCCACAACCACAAAGUAUUGUCCAGGGCGGCGGUCAGCCGUUUGUUAUACAAGACCAUCUCCCAGUCAUUGUAGCUGGAGGCCCUAUCUUCAGUCACACAAGAAUCAUGGGAGUGUGGGAAUCUCAGAAAGGCCACUUUGAGGCAGUUGGUGUGAAGUUAGGUUUGGAGAUGUUGUCCCCCCUGAAUGUGUGUGACAUGCCCCAUGUGCUGUGUCAUGUCAACCAAAGGCUCUGCCAGAACAAGGGCUCGUACAAGAUCACCAUCUCCCCCAAACAGUUGAAGAUUGUGUGUGGGAGCCUGGAGAGCCUCAACUAUGCACUGUGUACAGUACUCCAGCUGUUGGAGCUCUACAGGACCGCAGAGGGAAUCUCCGUCCCAACGUUGCUGAUUGAUGAUUGGCCAACGCUGCAUUAUCGAGGUGUAUUGUUGGAUGUGUCACAAGGACGAGUACCCAAUAUGGAAACUCUCCAAGAACUACUGAACACAUUGUUUCUACUGAAGAUAAAUCAAAUUUAUCUGUAUUCACGAUUUAGAAGCAAAAACCCAACAGAGUGGCAGUUGUGUUACUCCAGAAGUGAUCUGGUGCAUCUGGACUUGCUGUGUUCGGCCCGUGGCUUGCAGCUGGUGCCGGUCCUCGAGGUCGGUCCCAAGGUCCAGUUUGAAGAUCUCCCUCUCCUCUACACUGCAUUCCAGGACUUUGUGACAUGCUGCUCACACUCAGAGUUUGUCAGUGCUGGCCCUCGACUGAGCAGUUUCCUUCUGGAUGUGACAGAUGAUUACCUGAACGUGAAUGACGCAAGUCGGUACCUGCCCGUGAGUCGGGACCAGACCCUGCAGCUGUGUGGCUAUCCCCUCCAUGGCCUCAGCACAUCCCUGUUGCAGCAGCUGCCACCACAUAUUGUCUUUAACGAGUUUGGUGUCAAGGCAGACCAUGACUUCCGCAACUUCUGUGGCCCAUUGGCUGAUCUGGGGAUCAGCUUCAUGACCUGCCCUGGCACUGCAGCGUGGAACAGCCUGGCAGGAUGUCCUGAGGCAGCUCUAUGUAACAUCUACAACGCCAUGAAGUGUGCAACAUCACAGGGAGCUAUGGGGAUGGUUGUGUGCAACUGGACGGGGAAGGGACAUCUCACCCACCUCCCCUUCUCCUGGGCAGGGCUACUGAUGGCUGCCGGUUUGAGCUGGGGCACAGAUGUACACUGGGAUUUCAUCCUUGGCAACUUAGCGGACUUGUUGAACCAGCAUGUGUAUAAAGACAAAGCUAUGGUUUUGGGACAUGCUCUGGUGGAGUUGGGGAGGGCAGAGACUUACCUCAUGCGUUGUGCACGCAAUCAGCCAGGCAAUGAUGUGGGAGAUUUGCCGGAUGAGCACGGAUCUGUCCUGUUCCAGUUUCUGUCCUACCCUGAUGGUGUUCCCUUAGAAUAUUUGGCUCCCGAUGUCAUACAGAGAGCCAUUCGUCACAUCAAGAAGUGCCAAGCAAUCCUCCCUAAUGCAGCAAUGGCCUGUGCACAGGCUGUGGAGAUUAUAGAAGAAAUCAACCUCACGUGUGACUUUAUGAUGCUCGCAGCAAAGGUUGGACGUGCCUUGGUCAUGUCAGGCAAAAAGCCCAACAGCAAAGAGACAGGCUACAAUGUUGUCAACUUUGGGAUCAAUAUGCUUACGCCAACUAACAAAACAGAUCUGGCAAACAGGCUGCUGGAGCUGAUGGAGAUGUACAAGAUGGUGUGGAACAAACGCUACCUGCCUGCACAGGGUCAGCAUGAAUCACUACUGAUGCUGUCCAGUCUCCUCCGACUGCUGGUGCCGGACAAGAGCAAGGAGGAGCUCGAUCACCUCACUAACACUCAGGAACAACCUCAGUCAUAGGCAGGUCAUCGCACCUGUACAUCCUAUACCUGCUCAGUCAGAAACAGUAGACUCAAUCAUGUAUACUAUGUACUGGAAACUGGAUAUUUUCAAAUACAUGGUUGGGAUGCACUUUCACCAGCAUCAGUGAUAGAAACUAACAGUUUUAGUCCACUAGUCCUUAUAAUGAUAACAUGUAGCAAAACCCUUAAAAAUGGCAAAAUUCUUCUAGUCCUUCUGCUACCUGAGCUAUUUGGCAGUUUGGCAAGGACUACAGGACUAGUGCCAAUUUCUAAUGCUGAACAUUGGAUGUGUUUGUUGUUGUAGUUGGAGAUUCUCCAUGCAUAAACGUUUCUAUAAAAUGUGUGGCUGUGGCUAGAAAGUGUAGAUUCACACACUGUAAUGUAGUCACAUUAGAAAGUAAUUGCAUAGUUCCAUAUAUGCUAACAUUACCUUAUUAAUUUUUUAAGAUUUUUAUGUAAAGUAAGAAGGAAAUCUACUUAUGAAAUCGUUUAGAAACAUGAUCAAAUUUUUACUGAUAUUUGCUAUAUUUACUGAUCGAAUGCUGUUAUCACAUAUGCAUGAACUCUUAAGUUCGUAAAUCAAUGCUUAAAGGUACUACCUUACCUCACUAUAUAUAUUAUUUUUAGCAACGUAAUGAUAGUCAUAGCAUUAAGAACUGAUGUACAUCAAGGGAUUUCUAAUACUAGUAUAUGGUGGACUGAUAUAUGAACUUAAGGAUGCUAUCCAAUAGUUGCAUAUCGUUCAGUGUCAUGGAAGUUCAAUUUGAUUCUACUGUUUCUGAAAAUGAGUCUGUUGAGAUUCAUCAUCAAAGUAUGCCUUUUGUACAAUAUUAUAAUAUAUGCUUGGUUGCCAAUCUACACAAUCACACUGCAGCCUGUGAUGGCCCAGUAUAACUGACACAGUGCUGGGAGUCUGUCACCCUGUAUGAGUUGAGCCUUGUGCAGAUGUUUCUCAUGAGCACAGAGGAAAUGUACUGAAUCUCAAUAUUGUGUUUGAGGGAUGGAGACACAAUAGUAACCAGUAAUACAGUACUCAGUGUGGUGCGGCAAUCGGGUGUUAUAGGGAACUAGAGUUUUACAAGUACUGUGAGUCAGCUUGAUAAUGUGCUGUUGAAGAACUGUAAAGCAGAUAGAACACCAAAUGUGUGUAAGAUACAAGUACCGCAAUCACAACAGAGGCAGAUCCAGGCUUUCCUAUGAUGGUGGGAGAUGUCAUAUUCUGAAUUUAUUUUAGCCAAAAAAAUCAGGUUGGUUGUUCGAAACAAAAUCAAUUUCCCUUUUCAAAUAUUUACAUCCUAAUUUGUUGUGUUUUGGACUUUUUUUAAUAUAUAUGUUUUCAACAGGUUGUAAGAAAAUUAUUAUACCAGUAAAUAAUUUAUUUAUAUUGACAGUAAAUGAGGUGUUUUUUUUAACAUUUUACUUUUUUCUAGUUGGCGAAAUAAACUAACCACUGCUUUCCAUUUAUUUAUGUUUUUCACAUUUCAGUAUUUUUGAGUCGGUGGAAUCAUAAACCUAGUUGAGAAAAUGAUCUGGCCUUGCUUAUAUGGCUGAUGUCAUUGAGAUCCAUAGGUAAUGUUAGAACACCCCCACCAGUCUCAGACCUGCCACUGCCACAUGUGAUGACGGUUGGGGAAAACACAGCCACAAAUAUGUGUUGAAGAUUUGGACAUGUAAGAAACAGAAUCAGAAUAUUGUACAGAAAACUACAAAAUAUGUACAAUGUUUCCAUCAUCAGUCAUCACCAAGUUGAUUUACAGUUUUCUUGAUUGGGAUGUACAAUGUAUAGAAUUAUCAUACAUAUUGGGGUAAUAUACAAAACUUGUAUUAUGCACAAACUUUAUUUUCUUGGUUAAUCGAUCAACCAAUUGUUCUAAAAAUGAAAACUAUAACUCCAACACUAACACCUACCACCAACAAUCUAUUCCUAAAAGAAAUGUUGAAAACCGAGAAAAUAGAAAGCUGCUUCAUUGGCACAAUAUCUUCGUCAAAAGGAAUAUAUAUAUAUAUGUAUGUAAGAAACGUUGAGACGUUUGCUUUAUGAGUCAUCAGUCAUAAUUUACACACUUCAUAAACUUGCUUCCUUUGACAAGUGAAUUCACUUCACUGGAACUUUUUCUCAGUAAUACACCAAGUUAAAAGAUUUUGUAUGCUAACACAUAAUCUUUUCUCCAAUCAUUAACUACACUAAAUAUAAAAUCGUAAUGGCCUUUCACAGAAUCCAUUUGUAAUAAUAUUCAUAAUCAUAC